AUGUUAAAUCACCUCGACAACAGAGUGACCGGGCAAGAUCUUCUACAGAAAAAAGAUCAGCAGAUCGCCGCCCUGGAAAACCAGGUUGCCCUGUUGGCCGAACAGCUUGCGUGGCUGAAGAGGCAACUGUUCGGCGCGAAAAGCGAACGGAUUGUGGGGGAUGACCAGACCCUUGCGUUCGACUUUGGCGCUCAGCCUGUCGAACCUCAGACGCCAGAGGUCAUCGAAGAUAUCCGUUACCAGCGGCGCAAGCCAACCAAAAAGCGCGGCAGCGAUACAAUCACCUUCCCCGAAGAUCUUCCGGUUCAACGGAUUGCGCUGGAUGUGACCCCCGAAGAGAAGAUCUGCCCGGAAACGGGAGAGCCUCUGGUGUGCAUCGGUGAGGAGGUCAGCCGCAAGCUGGCCCGUAAAGCCGAGCAGUUCUACAUCAUCGAAUACGUUCGACCCAAAUACGCCUCGCGCAAGCAUCCCGACCUGGGUAUCCGUACCGCAUCGCUGCCCGAUGCCAUCAUUGAUCGCUGUCCGGCGGAGGAAAGUCUGCUCGCCUAUGUGCUUAAUGCCAAGUUCGCGGAUCAUCUGCCGCUCUACCGACUGGUGGAGAUUCUGCAGCGCUCGCAGAUUCGGAUCAGCCGUCAGACCCUCUCCAAAUGGGUUUUGACUCUGGGUGCAGGGCUUUCGCCGCUCUACGAUGCGAUGAAGGCACGGGUGCUGGGGAGUGGGGUUGUUUUUGUUGAUGAAAGCCCGAUUCGGCUUCAGGUUAAAGGCAAGGGGCGUUGCCAACAGGCCUAUAUGUGGAUUUAUGUCGGUGGUGGCGGAGGUGAUCCCCCCUACCGGUUCUUCGAGUUCCGCCAAAAUCGCAGUCAUGUGCAUCCCGAGCAAACCUUGAAAGAUUAUCAGGGCCUGCUGCAUUCGGAUAAAUACGGUGCUUAUGAAAAGCUGGCCAAACGCGAGGGUAUUCUAUGGUGCCCCUGCAUGGCCCACGUACGGCGGAAGUUCGUCGAGGCCGAAACCGGUGACCCUGAGUUGCGGCGGCAGAUCCUGCGUAAAAUCCGCUAUCUGUUUCUCUUGGAACGGGUGGCCUGGAGUCGUGCCCCGGAAGAACGACUGCGGAUUCGACGCACGCUUGAAAAGCCAAUCCUGGAUCAACUGCUAGGCAUGAUCAAAGAUCGGUUAGUCACCGGCAAGUUGUUGCCCAAAUCGAAAUUCCAUCAGGCCCUGAACUACACCCUGGGAUUGGCACCGUAUUUUGAUAACUACCUGAACCACCCGGAGGCCCGACUGGACAAUAACGUCGCCGAACGCGCUGUGCGCCCCCUGACCAUCGGUCGCAAGAACUGGCUGUUUGUCGGCAGUGAAGAUGGAGGACGGGCCAGCGCAACAAUUCUCUCCCUGGUGCAGACCUGCCGGAACCUGGGCCAGUAA
Messenger RNA from Priapulus caudatus, 1422 nucleotides. RefSeq lists its product as uncharacterized. The transcript has a single exon. The coding region runs from base 1 to 1422 and encodes 473 amino acids. The record is from RefSeq and is a predicted model, not a curated record. Lineage: Eukaryota; Metazoa; Priapulida; Priapulimorpha; Priapulimorphida; Priapulidae.